AGCGAAACUUAACGUGACAAGUGCCUAGUUAGCAACACUCCGCCUUUACGCGUUUUCUUUUUUUUUCAUUGCUGAUAUCACUUUUGCAACAAGCUUUUCAAAAGCAAUAAGACAAGUCUCGGGAGCAUCUCGUAUAGUGGAGUUUGUGGACCCAAAACGUUUGCAAAAGGCAAACGGGGACAACGAGUUGCUGGAGUUCAGUUUUCAUGCGGAACAGCGUUUAGUCAGUGCACGAGUCUGGGCCUCAUCUGGGUGAUCUGUGCCAGGUUUAUCUAUCUUUUACCUUAAGUUGUUUUUGAGAAGAAGCGGUGCACAGACUAAGCCUUUGGUAUCGUUGUGACGUUACAUCUAGAUACCUGAGAGUCAUCCUAACACGUGCACACAUCCCAUCCACCAAGCCCGACGCUACGCCCUUCUCGCCCCCACCCCUGCGCUAUGAGCAGAGGUAGAGGAGGGUUUCACAAAGAUUGCCAGCGAUUCUCCCUCCCUCCCCAACAGGGAAAACCUCAGUUUCGUUCCCACACAACCACUGGUCACCCACGGGGCCCUCGUGUCCCAAGCCCCGUAUCUGGAAGCUAUCCACACCCUUCCCUUUACUCCACUUGCCCGGGUGCUCCUGACGUGCCUCCACGUGGUCGUCCUUUUCACCCUAGCCCCUCUGAUCCACCCCUGUGGGCAUCCCCCCAGCACGGCAGUGAUCAGAUCUCAGACUCAAAUGGUGUAAGCUUCCGACAACAGCAGGUGCAGUUCCUCAGGGGGCAGAGUGCACAGGCUCCACAGUUCAAAGCACCCCAGCAGCGAGGGUCCCAAACCUCUGGCCGAGGGGAAGAGGACUUUACUGGGCCUAUCCAGUACCAGGCAGGUUAUCGUGACUUUAAAACAAGUGGUAGCAGUUUUGAAAGAAGAGACGGCUACGGCAGAGGCCGAGGAAACUGGCAAAGGGAGCAGAACUUCGGAAAUACACUUGGACCUAAGAGAAAGCCACACUGGAAUCAUCAUUUCCAGAAGGGACAGUGUUAUCCCAGUCAAUACACUAAGCACUACUGGAAUGCACAGGCAGAUGAUUUGUCCUCGGGCCUUCAUAGUCUGAGUUUGGGUGACCGGAUAACAAGGGUGGGCACCUCUGACACCUCGUCCUGCAGUAGCCUUGCCAACGAGGUUUCCAUUUCUCCUGGCUCGGUCAGAGAGUCUCUGUAUUUGACCCCUGAGAUCCAGCAACAGGUCCUCGCUUUUUUGACAUCACUCGGGCCAGACGAGACCCUUCAGGCCAGGGCCUUGGGUAAAAAGCUCGGCCUUCCCAAGGCAAUUGUUAAUAAGGCUUUAUAUGCCCUCUUACGGACAAACCAAGCAGUGAAACAAGGUGAGAUUCCUCCACUGUGGAGACUUCGCAAGGAAGAGGACGGUGAGCCCAUCAAAGAGAGAGACCAAACGCAGUCUUCAAAGGAUACUGAGAAAAGGCCAGGUCAGAAGUCAUCCAUAAACCAAGAGGUUAGAGGGGAUCUCACCAGCACCAGUGCUCCCUCUGCAUCACAGACCCUCGUUGAGGCUGACAGUGAUUCCACUGACCAGUCGGAGGACUCCGAAGUUGAAGAUACCUGUGAAACAUUGCUUCCUGACCAGAAUCAAAAGACUCUUUUACCUGCUGUGCAAUCAGUAACCUUGUCAACAAUGGCCGAUUCUAAAGAUUGCAAAGAGAAGAUCCUACAGUACCUCUAUGAAGCAGGUACAGGCAGUGCGCUUGUGAUUGCCAAGAACCUUGGCCUGCGAAGUGCCAAGCAGGUUAAUCCCACACUCUAUGCCAUGGAGAAACAAGGUGACGUAAGUCGUGACACCGAAGUUACACCACAUACCUGGUCACUUAGUGCACACCGGCAGGAAAAGAUGGACCGCCAAAGAAAAGUCGCUGCGACUGCAAUGCAGGAUGUAAACAGUGCAGAGAUGUUGAACUUUGCAGCUGAAGGGAUUACAAAUGUAAAUUAUGGAUUUGAGUUUUCAGGUGGUACCGCAGCAGAGCCAAUGGAUGGGGGUGAAAAUCUAUUGGAUAAUAUUUUAGACAACACAUUUGAUAACACGAAGCUUGACAUGCCUGGCCUUGAGCCGAUACCUCCCAAACCCAGUGAACUUUCCUCUUCCACCUUCCGCUUCUUCCAACCUCCUCCCGAUCAGUUGUCCUACUAUCAGGAUAUGGCCAGUAAUGGAGGAGAACGUUCACAGUGGGCAUCUGACGAUAUUCCAGAAUUCCUGAACACGAUUCGCUCCGAGGUUGCCGUUUCAUUGGCUGCUCCCCCUCCCCCGGCCCAAAGCCUGGAGUCAAGCAGAUUGCAGAAACUGAAAGAGGCCCUCAGUAAGAACCCAGUUAGCGGACUGAUGGAGUUUGCUCAGCAUCUUGGACACACUUGUGAAUUCCUGCUUCUGGACCAGUCUGGACCCUCACAUGAUCCCAGGUUUCGGAUGCAGGUCAUGUUAGAUGGCCGUAGGUUUCCACCGGCUGAGGGUCUAAACAAAAAAGUGGCCAAAAAAGAUGCUGCAGCCACAACCCUGAAGAUUCUUUGGAGGGAGUUGGAAGGAGCAGGUGGUGACGAAGAGGAAGAACCAAGCACCGAGGGAGCUGAGUCAACCACUGACCUGGCAGAUGAUAUGAUAGGUGGUUCGGAUACUCCGCCCCAGGCUCUGUCUCGCUCUCUACCUGGAGGAAAGAACCCCGUAUCUGUCCUGAUGGAGCACAGUCAGCGCAGUGGGCAUGCCAUCCAGUUUAUCAAGACAGGACAGGAAGGGCCACCCCAUGAUCCACGGUUUAUGUUCCGUGUAAAGGUUGGGGAGCGUCUCUUCCAAGAAGCUUCAGCACCCAGUAAGAAAGCAGCGAGGCAGCUGGCAGCGGAGGAGGCCGUGAAAGAACUAAUGGGAGAUGGACUACUACAUCUUAACAAGCCUCCAGGUACUUUCUGCCCUCUGGGAGACAAUGAGUCUCGGCCAGCGAUUCCCACAUGCCCCUCACUACCCCCUCUGACGGCAGCUGAGCUCCAGGCGGCCCAUGAAGCAGGUGUGGGUGACCUUAUCAACCACCUGAACAACAAUGCUGUGUCCGGCCUGCUCGAGUACGCCCGUGCUCGAGGCUUCGCUGCUGAGAUCCGCCUGGUGGGCCAGUCCGGACCCUCGCACGAGCCCAAGUUUACAUACCAGGCUAAAUUGGGAGGGCGGUGGUUUCCUGCAGUGUGUGCUAGUAAUAAAAAGCAGGGGAAGCAGGAGGCAGCGGACGCUGCUCUUCGCGUGCUUAUUGGAGAAGCAGAGAAAGCAGCGCGUACUGGAGAGCUCACGCCAGAGCUGCCGGUAUCGGGCAGUACGAUGCAUGAUCAGAUCGCCAUGCUAAGCCAUCAGCGCUUUAAUGCACUCACAGCACGCAUCCAGCACAGCCUUCUGGGUAGGAAGAUUCUUGCUACCAUCGUGGUGCGGAAAGGAUCAGAUACUCUUGGAACAGUUGUCAGCCUUGGGACCGGAAACCGCUGUGUGAAGGGAGAGGAGCUUAGCCUUCGAGGGGACACCAUUAAUGACUGCCACGCAGAAAUCAUCUCCAGGAGAGGCUUUAUCCGGUAUCAGCUUGCAGCAGAACUUUCUCUCUCCCUCAUUGGCAAUUGCAUAAUUCAUUUUUCCUCUCAUUCUACAGCUUUUUCCGUCUCAUUCUUCAAGAUGAAGGAGUCUUAUUUCACAGUAGCUCAUAAAUAUAUUGACUUUAUAUUUAGUGUUCUGCAGAUGUUACUGUGAGACAGUCAGAAUG
Sinocyclocheilus rhinocerous is the source of this 3772-nucleotide messenger RNA. RefSeq names its product double-stranded RNA-specific adenosine deaminase-like. NCBI's taxonomy places the organism in Eukaryota, Metazoa, Chordata, Actinopteri, Cypriniformes, Cyprinidae. Gene Ontology annotation, biological process: adenosine to inosine editing; RNA processing. Gene Ontology annotation, molecular function: double-stranded RNA binding; adenosine deaminase activity; double-stranded RNA adenosine deaminase activity. The record is from RefSeq and is a predicted model, not a curated record. Bases 436 to 3759 code for a protein of 1107 amino acids. Gene Ontology annotation, cellular component: cytoplasm; nucleolus. The transcript has 9 exons.